AAAGAUACAAUAAGCAAUAAUUAUAAAAAUUAAUUUUUAUUAGAAAUUUAGCUGAAAUUGAAGUUUUCAUAAAAUGAAUUUUGUUCCUUUUAAGUAUAAAGAAGAAGAAAGGCCAAAGGGAUUUUAGGAUAUGGUUAAAGGACCUUCGUAUUAUUUAUAUGAUUAGCAUUAAAAUGGAUUCGAAUCCAUCAAACAAAAUGACAUUAAAAGAAGAAAUGAAGCAAUUCAAAGAGAUGAAAGAACUUUUGUUGAUAUGUUGAUGGAUCGUAAAGGUAUUGAUGAUUUGUUGAUUAAAAGAUACAUGAAUGAUCCGAAAAAAAAUAAGAUUUUUUCUACAAAAGACAAUGAACCAAUAGGAUAAAUGAAGAUUAUUAAAGUUAAUUAAAAUUCAUUAAAUAAUAGCUAGGUGAAAGAAGGUAUUUCUCUGAUAGAUACAAGAAAAAUUAACCAAAGUUCAAUUAAAAGAGUUAAUACUAGCUAAGUAGAAAAUUAGUCAUUUAAUUAUCCAACAGAAAAAUAUCAAAAUCAGCAGAUUUUAUUAAAUUAGUACAGUCCUAUUUAAAAUAACUCGAAUAUAAAAAUAGAGGAAUAUCCAUUAAAUAAUCGUUAAAGCUUGUACCAAACUGUACCUCUUUAAUAGCAGGUGUAUCAAAUAAAUAAUUAAUACAAUUAACCUAUAUUUCAAUCAGAAAAAAAAUCUCAAGAUCCUAUAUUUUUAUAAUCACCACAAAAAUAUAACUAGGUGAUUUACAGCUCUCCUUAAAAAUACUAAUAAUUUCCAACAAACAUGAUUUCUUCAUCUCAAUCUUUAGAUUAAUAAAUAAAUUACUUUUAAAAUAACGUGAAUCAAAGAUCAACUUAAACUAUAAAAACUGAAACAAACCUUAGCCCUAAACUAUUAUUUGAUGGACCUAAUCCUCAUGAAAAUAUUAAAAGAAAAUAAAAUCAUAAUUAUCAAGGUCAAAAAAGUUCUACUUAAAGUUUUAAAAAUCUUUAUGAUUCAGGAUUAAAAAAACCAGUUUUUGAUGUUUCAACUCCUUUUGUUGGUAAAUAAAGCAGCUAUUAAAAUUCUAGAAAAUCAUCAUUUAAAGGAUAGGAAUCCCCUUAAAUGUAUUUAAGAGAUGAAAUUAGCCCAAUAUAUUAAAAUUAUUAAGAAAAUGGCUAAUUUAUUUAAGAAGAAGAUAAUGUUUAGUUUAGACUAGCAAAUAAUAAUACUAAAAACAAUGUUUUUAAUGAUGAAUUCGACGAAUUCAAAGACUUUGUAAUUGAAGAUGAAGUUUCAAAAAGAAAUUCUUAAUUAUAUGAAAGCUUUGAUUAACAAAAUAGCCAAGAAAAAUCGUUUAAAAAUGAGUCAAUUAAAAAAGUGCAACAGACCCAAAGUAACUAAAGCAUAAAAAAGAUGGCAUUAGCUCUAAUUGCUUUUCUUCUCCUUUUAAUAAUAUUUAUAUUUAUUAAAUGAAUAUAAUUAUUUUCUUUAUAUUACUGCUAUUAAAUCUUCAUUUAAAAAAAACAUUUU
Messenger RNA from Tetrahymena thermophila SB210, 1516 nucleotides. Its product is annotated as transmembrane protein, putative. The transcript has 9 exons. The record is from RefSeq and is a predicted model, not a curated record. NCBI's taxonomy places the organism in Eukaryota, Ciliophora, Oligohymenophorea, Hymenostomatida, Tetrahymenidae.